AUGAUUGGGAAGACCGGAUGUGGUAAAAGUGCAACCGGUAAUACCAUUCUCCAGAAAGAAGCUUUUCUCUCAUUAUCAAGUUGUUCAUCGUGUACAAAAAACUGCAGACGCGGCGAAAACAUUUACGAUACAGGGAGCAAAAAAUACAAUCUUGUUGUUGUAGAUACUCCAGGAUUAUAUGACACUAACACUAAGAUGACAAACGAAGAGGUAUCUAAAGAAAUCGUCAAGUGCGUCGGAAUUAGCUCCCCAGGUCCUCAUGCUAUUGUAUUUGUUGUAUCUCUUGCAGGUCGAUUCACGGAAGAGGAAGCCGCAACAUCAAUGCAUUUCACCAAACUGUUUGGAGAAAAACUGAUGGAUUAUAUGAUCAUUAUUUUUAGCUAUGGAGAUAACAUCGACAAGGAAAAUUCUAUUGAAAAAAGAUUAGCAGAGGCACCUGCUCCUCUCAAACUUCUCCUAAAAAAAUGUGGAAACAGGUGUGUGGUUUUCAAUAAUAAACUGGCAUCAAAAGAUAAAAAGAAGAAACAAUUAAAGGUAUUAAUAGAUGUUGUUGAAAAAAUGAUCGAAAACAAUGGUAGGUCGUUUUAUACUGACAAAAUGUUCAAGGAGGCUGAGGAAGAACUUCAAAAGGCAAUGGAAAAACUGAAAGCCGAAAAUGAAAAAUUACAGGCGGUUGAUCUCCGUAAAACUGUACGAAAUGAAGUAGAGGAGGAAGGCAGUAUGUUAUCAAACAUUGGUCAAUGUAUAUUAACCGUUGGGCAAGGAGUGGCAGCAGCAGCAAUAGAGGCCACAGGGGUUCCUCGCCUGGUGAAUGGUAUUGCCAGCUGGUUAGGGCAGUAG
Mytilus trossulus (common blue mussel) is the source of this 840-nucleotide messenger RNA. Its product is annotated as GTPase IMAP family member 7-like. Lineage: Eukaryota; Metazoa; Mollusca; Bivalvia; Mytilida; Mytilidae. Gene Ontology annotation, molecular function: GTP binding. The transcript has a single exon. The record is from RefSeq and is a predicted model, not a curated record. The coding region runs from base 1 to 840 and encodes 279 amino acids.